AUGUCAAAUUCAGAGAAUAGUAGUGAUCCCCAAAGUGCUAAGGGUCUUCAGCAUCUGGAAAACUUUCCUGAGAGUGGCGUUUCUUCUGCUUUGGAUGACCCGAGGGGCACAUCUGUUCGUCGAUUAACCAGCCGUGCUUCAGAAGAGAGUAUGAGAAGGAGUAUUGCAAGCGAACUCAAUGACAUGGAAGCUGUCUCUUUGCGUGAGUCUCUUCCAGAGGGAUUUAAUGCAGAUGAAAAAGGCUUUCAAAAGACCCCUGUUACCAGGUUCAUACGAGGAAAUCACAUGGCAGCUACUAUCUUACACAUUCUGACAGGCGCUAUAUGGGGGGUAUUAGCAAGAAAAGGAAUAACUGCUCUUACAACUUAUGAGGGUUCGUAUCUUCUGGGUCUCGUUUGGGCUAACUUUGGAGCAUGUUUAGUUAUGGGACUACUGAUUGAAUCAUUCAAAUUCUGGGAAGAUAUUUUGGAAUCUGAUUUAUUCAAUACAAAAGGGGAGAUUCCACUCUACGUAGGCAUCACAACAGGGUUUUGUGGGACUUUUUCAUCCUUUUCUUCGGCCAUUCUUGAGAUAUUUAAUAAAGCGACGAAUACUGAACCGUCUGGUACAUUCAAUUACCCUACGGCAGGGUAUGGUGUAAUGCAAUUCUUAGCAGUUGCAUUAGCUCAGUUUGGUUUGUCAGUCGUCGGAUUUCAUAUGGGUAAACAACUUGCUGAAGGUUUAGACUCAUAUAUUCCUCCUUUGAAAAGAAAUGUAUUUUACAUUUUAAGUAAUUUAUCUAUUGUGAUUGGGCUUGCUGCUUAUAUUGUCAUUAUUAUACUAAUUGGUGUAAAAGGUGAUGGUUCUUGGAGAUCUUGGACUUUCUCCUGUUUAUUUGCACCUUUUGGAGCACUCUUGCGAUUUUACUUAUCAAGAAUGUUAAACCCAGCUAUCAAAAACUUCCCUCUCGGAACUUUUACCGCGAACUUUUUAGGAACGAUCCUUCUUACUAUCUUUACUUUGUUAUCAAGAGGUAAAGCUCCCGGAGCCUCACUUUCGAAGAAUAUAGUGACGAAUAUGAAUGCUUGUCAUGUAUUGAACGGGUUAGAUGACGGGUUCUGUGGAGCAUUGACGACAGUUAGUACCUUUGUUGUCGAACUUUUUGGCUUGAAAACGAUUUUUACAUAUAGAUACGGGGUUUUCAGUAUAUUCUUAAGCUUUAUAUUCAUGAUUCUAGUGCUUGGCACAUAUAAUUGGUCAGUUGGACUCACCAAUGCAGUUUGUGGUUAA
Molecule: messenger RNA, 1269 nt
Organism: Priceomyces carsonii
Lineage: Eukaryota; Fungi; Ascomycota; Pichiomycetes; Serinales; Debaryomycetaceae
Product: FluC/FEX family fluoride channel
Exons: 1
Coding region: 1-1269 (422 amino acids)
Biological process (GO): fluoride transmembrane transport
Cellular component (GO): plasma membrane
Molecular function (GO): fluoride transmembrane transporter activity
Source: RefSeq, a predicted model, not a curated record